Elephantulus edwardii (Cape elephant shrew) is the source of this 1158-nucleotide messenger RNA. It is a transcript of the gene BANK1, whose product is annotated as B-cell scaffold protein with ankyrin repeats 1. Bases 1 to 1158 code for a protein of 385 amino acids. Gene Ontology annotation, biological process: negative regulation of phosphatidylinositol 3-kinase/protein kinase B signal transduction; negative regulation of B cell activation; B cell activation. The transcript is spliced from 9 exons. The record is from RefSeq and is a predicted model, not a curated record. Gene Ontology annotation, molecular function: signaling receptor binding; protein tyrosine kinase binding. Lineage: Eukaryota; Metazoa; Chordata; Mammalia; Macroscelidea; Macroscelididae.
AUGGGCAGUAACAACUUACAGUCCCUCAUCAUGGGUUUAUACAUGCUGAAGCCAUUGGCUUUACAGAUUCCAGAAAUUGAAAGAAGUGGUAAGCAAGAUUACUAUGAAGAGGAUGAACAUUCUCCCACCUCACAGAAUGCAGCAUUUCAUCAUGAAAGCUGGCAGGCCUGCAGAUCGGGAGUUGAAGGAGCUGAAGCAGUGGAAGAAGACAAUGAGAAUGAAUCAGACAAGGAGGCUGCGUACAGCCCAACGGAUGCUGGCAGUGAGAGCUCAGAGAACCAGUAUGACGACUUGUAUGUGUUUAUUCCUGGAGAUGAUCCAGAAAAUAAUCCAUCAGAGUCACUCCUGAGCAGCAGACCUCCUCCACCCCCACCACGACCUGUAGCUACUAUCCUACAACCAGGAAAAUCUCAGUUAACAAUGCAAGGGACAACACUUCAAGGCCAAGUAGAAAGAAAUAAAAACUGGUGUGAUCUUGGUGAAAAACAAGAAACAAGAGGUGAACUCAAAGGAGAAGCUCUAAAAGAAGAUGAAAAGGCACAGGUGGAAGAGGAAGACCCAUACACUUUUGCUGAGAUAGAUGACAAUGAAUAUGACACAAUACUAGCCAAUAUGAGUGUAAAGAAAAAACUUGGAAGCCGGUCUUUCAUCAUAAAUCGACCUCCUGCCCCUACUCCUCGACCUAUAUCUGUCCCUCCUAAAGAGGAUACUCAACCCUACAUAGCACAAGUAUUCCAACAAAAGACAGCCAGAAGACAGUCUGAUAGUGACAAAAUCCAUGGUCCUUCUAAAAAGCAAGACAGAGUUCGCAUAGAGAGCCAAGUCUUUUCAAGUCUAAAAGAUUGCCUGGCUGCUGGGCAAGAAGAACUCAUCCUUUUGCAAGAGAAAGUCAAGAGUGGGAAAAUAUCUGUGGAUGAAGCACUGGAGAAAUUUAAACACUGGCAGAUGGGGAAAAGUUGCUUGGAAAUGAUUCAGCAGGAAAAAUUACGUCAACUACGAGACUGUAUUAUUGGGAAAAGGCCAGAAGAAGAAAAUGUUUAUGCCAAUGAAACAUCCCCAAAUGAAAACAAUUUGUGUAGCACACCCUUUGGCAACAAGCCUCCUGCUAAACUUCCAGUUGAAAAAGAAAUUGGUUUCCAUUGCAGGAAAGAUUAUUAA